This is a messenger RNA of Dalotia coriaria, 2128 nucleotides long. It is a transcript of the gene cin, whose product is annotated as Molybdenum cofactor synthesis protein cinnamon. Gene Ontology annotation, molecular function: molybdopterin molybdotransferase activity. The transcript has 6 exons. Gene Ontology annotation, biological process: gamma-aminobutyric acid receptor clustering; postsynaptic neurotransmitter receptor diffusion trapping; establishment of synaptic specificity at neuromuscular junction. The coding region runs from base 210 to 2084 and encodes 624 amino acids. Lineage: Eukaryota; Metazoa; Arthropoda; Insecta; Coleoptera; Staphylinidae. The record is from RefSeq and is a predicted model, not a curated record. Gene Ontology annotation, cellular component: postsynaptic specialization; cytoplasm; postsynaptic membrane.
UUGAGUUGUUCGUUCAUACAUACCAUCAUUACUUUACUACACACGAAGGUUGUACACCGACCUCACACGUUGAUAAACUUGUUGUGAAUGGUGCGAAUUGUGCUCGUGAUACGCAGCGAAAUAUUUGUCAUCGAGAUUAGCACGCCGUGCGUUGCCCAUUAUAUUCAGACAUUUUGAACGCUGAAGUUAAUUUCUUCAACCUUGGAACCAUGGCGUUUACCUUUGGAAUACUUACAAUCAGCGAUAGUUGUAGUUCUGGUGAAAAAGAGGAUCAUUCCGGACCUGCUCUUUGCGCUUUGGUCAAAGAAUUCUACCCUCAAUCCAAGAUUCUUCUUCUUGAUUGUAUUCCUGAUGAUUAUGAAGCAAUCAAAGCGAAGCUGAUUGAAUGGUGUGAUGUGAAGAAGUGCAACGUGGUGCUGACCACGGGUGGCACUGGAUUUGCCCCAAGGGAUGUCACUCCAGAAGCAACCCGCGAUGUUCUGGAUAAACUUGCGCCGGCGGUCACCCAGCACAUCAAUCACAUGAGCAUGCAAGUGACACCCAUGGCAAUGUUAUCGCGUGCUGUCUGCGGCGUUCGCAAGCAAACGCUUAUUUUGAAUCUCCCGGGUAGUAAGAAGGCAUCCGUGGAAUGUUUCGGUUUUGUGGGCAAGACCCUGAAACAUGCUGUGGAGUUGAUGUUGGAUAGGAAGGCUGAGGUUGUUAAGGCCCAUCAGAUCGUUCAAGGAACUAUUGUGGGUGAUGAUACCGAGAAGAGUAAAGUAAAACUUGGAUGUGUAGCUUUACGAAAUCGCAAGUCCCCGUAUCCCAUGGUUUCUGUUGAAGAGGCUCAGGAGAUAAUGAGUGAUUGUGAUAAUAUGUAUAGGUUCGAACCGGAACAAUGUAUAGUGAAGAUUGAGGAUUCCCUCGGUAGGACGUUGGCAACUACUGUACGAAGUAAUGUUCCCUUGCCACCGUUUCCUGCCUCUACCAAAGAUGGUUACGCGGUGAUUGCCGCUGAUGGACCCGGGAUACGAAAAGUUGUUGAAGUAAUAGCAGCUGGUGAUUUGCCGGCGCAAUUCACGUUAAAAAGCGGAGAAAUUAUACGGAUCAGCACAGGUGCACCAUUGCCAAAUGGUGCUGAUGCUGUUGUUCAAGUGGAAGACACCGAAUUGGUCAAAGCCUCAGAUGAUAAUAUGAAAGAACUAGAGGUUAAAAUAAACGUGUCUCCUUCUGUUGGUUUGGACAUUCGGCCCAUUGGUUCUGACAUACCAGUGGAUGAAGAUAUACUACACCAAGGCACAAUUAUUACCCCAGCCCACAUUGGAAUAAUGGCCGCCGUUGGUAUAACAGAAAUUGAUGUGUAUGUUCGCAGAUCAGUUGGAAUUAUCUCCUCUGGAAAUGAACUUCAGAGACUUGGCUGUGGCCAGUUGCAAUCUGGUAAGAUUUUCGAUUCUAACAAGCUGACUUUGCUUUCCUUACUUGAACAACAUAACUUCAAGGGAUAUGAUUGUGGAAUUGCCAGAGACGAUCCUGAUGAUAUAAAGCAGAAAAUAUCGGCUGCACUUGCAAAGCAUGAUACGCUCAUUACUACUGGAGGCGUAUCAAUGGGCGAGUUUGAUUUAAUCAAACAGGUACUCGUUCAGGACUUCAAUGCUUCAAUUCACUUCGGGCGGGUUGAUAUGAAACCUGGAAAACCUACAACUUUUGCUACGUGUGAAUUCAAGGGAAAAUGGAAAUGUGUGUUUGCGUUGCCAGGAAACCCAGUAUCGGCAUCCGUCACGUUCUUGUUGUUUGUACUACCAUUCUUAAGAAGGUACAAUGUAUUACAAGAGGGACGUCAAAUGAUUGAUUUGAUUCUAGAUAAGGACGUUAAUUUGGAUGUGCGUCCUGAAUAUAUGAGGGUUAAAAUAUCGUCGGAUAAAAAUGGACGAAAAUUGGCCCAAUUUGCCACCGCCAAUCAAAUCAGUAGCAGAUUAAACAGUCUGGCAGAAGCGGAUGCUUUACUGGUUCUUCCUAGUAAAUCCGCAGUUUGUUCAAAACUUUUAAAGGGAGCGAUUGUGAAGGCAAUCCCGUUGAGGAACCGCGAAUUUUAUGUGAAAUAUUGAUUUGUACUUACGGAUAAGUAAAAAAUAAAUUUAUUUAAAGUUAA